AACAGAAAGAACAGACCAGACAGAACAUGUUGAAUAAAUAUGAAGUGCUCAGGUGGCACUUAUGGCCAUAAGAUUGGCGUUAUCUAUUCUCUGGUUCGGGGUCGGACUUUCGGGGGUCUCAUUCCGUCCCUUUUUCACUCUCCCUUUGCCAGGUAGGAGGAAGGAGUGACCAGACCUGGGACGGGAGGCAGAGAUAGUUGUAGAGUUGGCCCCAAAACCCACACAGACUUCCCUGAGACUCCAUAGGUAGCUCCAGACUCCACCCUCUUUGUCUUCCGGUUCUGGUCUGGGCUGUAGGGUUUAAAUCUGGCGCGCUUCACUUGGAUUGGCUUCACCCGGGAGUGGUUGGCUGUCCGCUAGCUGUCGCUCCUCCUCGCCUUUUCCCCGGGCAAAAGGUUUUCAAAUUCGACCAAUCGGUGGACGCGUUCCUUCGGCUGAGGCGCGUCACCAAAGGGUUAACCGCAGCCAACCGGAGGCGGGUAUUAGAGAAAAGAGCCAAUCAGGAGGGCGCGGGGGUGUGCCCUGGGGGCUUAUAAGGGCGGCCCCUGGGCGCGCGCGCUAGCAGUUGGACUGCGGCGGGCGGUUGUUCCUCGGCCUCGGAAACCGUCCUCCUCACCGCUCCUCUACCUCACGCAGCAUGUCGGGCCGCGGCAAGACCGGCGGCAAGGCCCGCGCCAAGGCCAAGUCGCGCUCAUCGCGAGCGGGCCUCCAGUUCCCCGUGGGCCGCGUGCACCGGCUGCUGCGGAAGGGACACUACGCCGAGCGGGUGGGCGCCGGCGCCCCGGUCUACCUGGCGGCGGUGCUCGAGUACCUCACCGCCGAGAUCCUGGAGCUGGCGGGCAACGCGGCCCGCGACAACAAGAAGACGCGGAUCAUCCCCCGCCACCUGCAGCUGGCCAUCCGCAACGACGAGGAGCUCAACAAGCUGCUGGGCGGCGUGACGAUCGCCCAGGGAGGUGUCCUGCCCAACAUCCAGGCCGUCCUGCUGCCCAAGAAGACCAGCGCCACCGUGGGGCCGAAGGCGCCCGCGGGCGGCAAGAAGGCCACCCAGGCCUCGCAGGAGUACUGAGGGCGCCCGCGCCGCCGCCCGGCCCUCCCCUUGCCACCACAAAGGCCCUUUUAAGGGCCACCACAGCGCUCAUGGAAAGAGCUGGGCCACGUCGGGCUCGGGGCCGGCCGGCUGCGCGCUCGCCCCCUCCGCGGCCCCGGCGCCGCCCGGCCAGGCCCGGCCCGCCCCUCCCCCGCGCGCCUCGCUCCCGCCGCGGCUCGGCCGAGGGCGGCCGUUCGGACGGCGCUCGGCCCCAGGAGCGAGCCCGUGACUCGGCCGGCCUGGCCCCCGAGUGCUGACGGGCUGCGGGGAGGCCGCGGCACCUUCUGGAAAGCCGGGCCGGCCGCGCUGACGCAGGGCCGGGGCGCGCGUGCGGCGGGGAAGGCGAGUCGGUGCGGACGGCCGCCGGCGGGGCCUCGCGCGCGCGGCUCCCCGGACGGGGCUCGCUUGCCGGCGGCCGCGUCAGUCGGUCACUUCGUUUGUCCCGGGACCCCCUUUGCUGCCGGAUCCCGGGCCCUGCACGUCCGCGCUCCCUCCAUCUCCACUCGCAGGCCUGUGCGCGUCCUGGAAGAGACAGUUCGCGGCGGGAGCGGGUCCCGGCGGCGUGGGGGCUGCGGGAGUCCUGCCCCCGGCCCCGCGCCCCCCGCCCCGCUGCCCUCCCGGCGGGCCCGCGCCGCAAGCCAGGCACCUAGAUACCAGCACUAGUCCGUUAAUCCGCGUCUGGACUGAGCCGCCGUUGGCUUCGGAACUGGAAUUUUGCAGCUAACCCACCCGAGACAGUACUUUAGGUAUUGGGGAGUUUCAGAUGGACUAAUUUUGUUUAUUAA
This is a messenger RNA of Hippopotamus amphibius kiboko, 1875 nucleotides long. RefSeq names its product histone H2AX. The transcript has a single exon. Gene Ontology annotation, molecular function: DNA binding; protein heterodimerization activity; structural constituent of chromatin. The record is from RefSeq and is a predicted model, not a curated record. Bases 638 to 1069 code for a protein of 143 amino acids. Gene Ontology annotation, biological process: DNA damage response. Lineage: Eukaryota; Metazoa; Chordata; Mammalia; Artiodactyla; Hippopotamidae. Gene Ontology annotation, cellular component: nucleosome.